CUAGCAUGGGGUGGGGCCUCGGCCUGUAGUAGGCGUGUCCCCGAUUGACAGUGGGUGGCUCCCCGUGCUGUCAGUGACACUUCCCCCCGGCCUAGCGCAGGGUGGCUCCCCGGCCUGUCCUGCCCUGUGUCCCCAGGAUGGCAGUGUGUGCCCGGCUGUGCGGGGUCGGCCAGCCCGGGGGGUGCCGGCGGAAGGGAGCCGGGGCAGGUGAGCUGGAGGACGGGGAUGAGGACGAGGUGCGGAUCGAGGCUGGGGGUGUGACUGGACACUGUGGCCCCCGGGGGCCCCGCACUCUGCUCUCGCUGCCCCCCGAGAUUCUGGUGGAGAUCUUCUCUUCCCUGCCCGGCACGGAGCUGCCCCGCCUGGCCCAGGUCUGCAAGAAAUUCCGCCAGAUCCUCACCACUGAUACCAUCUGGAGGAGGCGCUGCCAGCGGGAGUACGGCGUCCGUGAGAACCUGCGGAAGUUGGAGGUCACCGGCGUGUCCUGCAGAGACGUCUACGUUAAGCGUAUAAACCCGCGGGUGAAGUCGGGGCGGUUUAUGAAAAUCCUUCCCGACUACGAGCACAUGGAGUACAGAGACGUGUACACCUGUUUGUUACACCAGUACCGGCAUAUCUUGGGAUUAUGGCAGCCCGAUAUCGGCCCUUAUGGAGGACUGCUUAAUGUCGUGGUGGAUGGCUUGUUUAUCAUUGGCUGGAUGUAUUUGACCCCGCAUGAUCCCCAUGUCGAUGAACCAAUGAGGUUGAAGCCUGUGUUUAGGAUCCACUUAAUGGAGAGGAACUCUGCCACGGUGGAGUGCAUGUAUGGACAUAAAGGACCUCACAAUGGCCAGAUCCAGAUCGUGAAGAAGGAUGAGUUCUCCACAAAGUGCUUGCAGACUGAUUACCAUCGAAUGUCUGGAGGGAGGCAGGAGGAAUUCCGGACGUGGCUGCGAGAGGAUCUGGGCAGGACGCUGGAGGACAUUUUCCAUGAGCACAUGCAGGAGCUGAUCCUGAUGAAGUUCAUUUACAUCUGCCAAUACGACAACUGCCUUACGUACAGACGGAUAUACCACCCGCCCAGCCGGCCUGAUGACCUGUCGCGUCCUGGGUUCUUCAAAGGGACCUACGGAAGCCACGGACUGGAGAUCGUCAUGCUGAGCUUUCACGGGAAAAUGGCCAAAGUAACAAAAAUAACCGGGGAUCCAAACGUUCCUGCCGGCCAGCAGACCUUUGAAGUUGAUCUGACGCGGCCGGUUCAGCUCCCCGAUGUUGAGCGUCUCCGAAAUUUUGACGAGAUGUCCCGCCUUAUCUUGGAUGUCCAAGCUCAGAUACAAAGAGAGCAGCGGCUCACGGACAACGAGGAAGACGAUGGGAGGGAGCCUGAACCUGCCCGGGCCCAACCUGCCCGGGCCCAACCUUUGCCCGCGGUAAGGCCGGAAGAAAGAGACGCAGACGACGGAAGUGCCGAAAAGAACAGGCAAGCCCCCGCGGCCCAGUCCUUUGUGCUUCCAGACGGGGUAAUGGCGCGGAAUGAGGAAUACCCUCGCAGCUGUAAAAUCUGCUUUUUUGGUACAGGUCUCAUCGCUGGGCACGGGUUCAGCAAUCCGGAACGGACGCCAGGCUUGUUCAUCCUCUUCGAUGAGGACCGCUUUGGGUUUAUAUGGCUGGAGCUGAAAUCCUUCAGUCUGUACAGUCGGAUCAGAGACCGCUUCCAGAAUGGCGCAGCCCCGUCUCCAGAAGCCUUCGACGAAAUGCUCCACAAUAUGCAAUCAUGGACAACAUAGAGGGGGCGAGAGACGCCCGUAAGAUCGGUCCACGGUCACGGAAAGAUUAUUCCAACCUCGGUACCUCGAAGAUCAAUGCAUGCUCUUUCCAUGUGGCCCUUUGGAGCUCCCCGUUUACUGGGGAGGGGGGGCUGGAAAGCAACAAAGGGGUUAAACGGGGGGUUGCUGCGGAAAUCAGAAAAUGUAUAUACCAAGCCUCCCUUAAUGUAAUAAUAUAUAAAUAUAUAAAUAUAACUGUAUGGCUUCCUAACGAUUCCAAGGUCCUGCUUUUGUAAAGCUCUCGAGCGAGUAGAUGGCUGGCGAUGUCCGCGUAGUCGGGAUGAUGGAAGCGGGACGGGCCGCGAGGUAGUCCCAGAAGGAGCGACCUAUUAUCACGUUGGACUCGAUGCUUUUUACUGGGCAUACGCCGGAAA
Spea bombifrons (plains spadefoot toad) is the source of this 2179-nucleotide messenger RNA. It is a transcript of the gene FBXO31, whose product is annotated as F-box protein 31. The transcript has 10 exons. Bases 138 to 1766 code for a protein of 542 amino acids. The record is from RefSeq and is a predicted model, not a curated record. Lineage: Eukaryota; Metazoa; Chordata; Amphibia; Anura; Pelobatidae. Gene Ontology annotation, molecular function: protein binding.